Anisakis simplex (herring worm) is the source of this 960-nucleotide messenger RNA. The record is from the annotation of a GenBank genome assembly. Lineage: Eukaryota; Metazoa; Nematoda; Chromadorea; Rhabditida; Anisakidae.
AUGGAACUGUGCAAGAUGGAGAGUGAAGAGCAACGUCAAAUGCGACGUGUCGCUUUUUUUGCUGUUGUCAUCUCAACUGCUGCAGUGAUCGCAUCCGUUGUCACGCUUCCAAUGCUUUACAGUUAUGUGCAAUCAUUUCAAAGUCACCUAAUCGUGGAAACAGAUUUUUGCAAGACACGAUCAAGAGAUAUGUGGCAAGAAAUGCAUAUUCUGAGCAGUGAGCCAAGAAACAAACGUGAAAGCGGUGCAUGGUUAUUCGGACAUUUCAUACCAGAGGGUGGAUCUGGAGGUGGUGCAGGAGGCUACGGCCCUCCCGAUGGAGUUGGCUACGGUAAUGGACCUGUGGUCAACUCAGACGCGGGUCGACUUUGUUGCAGUUGUCAACAAGGACCGGUUGGACCACCAGGACCUCCAGGUGACGAUGGACCAAAUGGUAUUGAUGGUGAUAAUGGCAAAGAUGGUGAGAAUGGCAGAAAUGGACAGGUCCUCAAUAUGGCCAUCGCUCCAUCAGAACCGUGUAUCAUUUGCCCGCCAGGUCCACCUGGUCCGAUUGGACAAAUGGGACCUAAAGGGCCGCAAGGACCAAAAGGACGAAAUGGCGAGAAAGGUGACGAUGGUAAAAAAGGUGAAUUAGGAAUGGCCGGACCAACUGGACCACCAGGUCUUCCUGGACAAGUCGGACCUCCGGGAGCACCAGGCCAACCUGGUCACUUGAUUCCCGUUGCUGGUCCUCCUGGUCCUGCUGGGCCAACAGGAUUGCCUGGACCACCUGGUGAAAGAGGAGUACCAGGAAAAGAUGGUGAAAGUGAGCAAGGUCCAAUUGGUCCUGACGGUGAUGAAGGAGCUGCAGGUCCAGUUGGCGUCCCAGGUCCACAUGGACUAUCAGGGUUACCAGGUGAACCAGGAGAACCCGGCGGCUGUGAUCACUGCCCCGAGCCGAGAACACCACCAGGAUACUAG